AUGAGUCUAAUUAUUGGGACCACCGGUUCUAGCGCUGUUGCCACAUUUUAUAGUCUCCAAGGGCUCACAAACACUGUCCAAAUAUUCGCCCUCCUACUCACCACGAUUGCAGUUCCCGUAGACAAGAAUCUAUCUUCCAACUGGCGCAAACUCCUCUUCGGGACAAUACCAAAUGUUCUCGCAUUAAACUUUGCCUCUACUGCUAACGAGGCUUUGCUGUUUCUUCUUCUGUUCCUGAUCCUUGCUAUGGUGUUGCUUUACCUCUUCCGUCGAGCCGCCUCGAACUACGAUCGGUACAAGAUCAUUGAGGGUCUUCAACAAACAGACGCACCUCGCAGUCGAGGAGGUCUAGUUGCCAUCACCUUCUUGCUUACAAUCAUAUAUUUGCCGCUGAGCACAAUGGCGGUUCAUGUGCUCGUCUGGUCCUCUGAUCUUUGGGCUAUCCCAAACCCCUACAUCAACGCAACAUCUUUCCCACCCGUCGUUCCUCCCCUCGGUUCACCCAGCGAGUUUAAGGAUCCCCUUGAUUUCUGCUGGACGACUACCAUGAAACGCAAUGAGAUCAACUUUGCCCCAGCCUUGGUGGUGCUGUCUCUCAUUGUCGUCGGAAGUCUCGCAGUCUGGUUUCCUAUUACUCUUCGCCAGAUCAUCCGACAAUCCGUUCCAAAAGUGGACCAAUAUUCAGAACUAGGACGACGCCGUAAUAAUCGCGAACUGGAUAACGAAUAUCAUCGGUUGCUCUCCCGUGACCGCAGUCCAUUUGCUUUCCUGUAUAAUGGUUUUCGACGGAAUUGGGCCACAUAUCAGCCAAUCGCUCUGUUUGCCAAACUGGUCACCCUGCUGACCAUCGCCGUUAUCGAUAGCGACAACUGUCUUUUUCGCAAUCUUUCACGGACUAGCAUUCCUAUUGUCCGACAAGUGUUCCUCGUCCUGUUCACCCUUGGAUUCUUUAUCGCUCAAUGUGUCCUCGCCCCGUUUUUGGAUCCAGUCAACAAUGCCAGCGAAUGGGUCUCACGACUCAACUACGUGCUCACUGCCGUCUUGGCCUUGAUCGUGGCUCUCGAUGUUCCAGGGAAAUCAAUCUUUGACACGUACAUCCUUUAUCUUAUCUUCGUUCUAACUUAUGGCUUCGGCAUUUACUUCACCGUAAUCAAUGCCUCCCUAAUGCAACACGCUAUCAAACGGAUCACCCGACGCAUCGACUUCAGCAUCGAUAUUUUCUCACCUCGUCUCGAUGUCUCUUCCAACUCCAUGCAUAGCAAGCGUCGCAUUUGGCAAGAAACAAUCACAACACUGUUCCUGACCAACCAGGAUUGUCGAAUUCCCUCCAAUCAGCCUAUGGCAUUUGCACAGGCUCGGGAAUCUGAGUACCCGCCAUAUCUUCUUCAAUUCCGUGGCUAUCCUGCCGAGCGACAUGUCGAGAAUAUCAAGGCAUGUUUUACCUUCCAGGAUAUGGUCAAUUCUCACGCAAUUUCUCUCACCAACGGUCCUGAUUAUGAAUGGUUCAGAUAUCUGGAAGCAGAAAUUCAGCAACAUUUUAUUGGGCCUGACAGUUACUGGCGGGGCUCUAAACUACCCGAUGGGGUAACCAGUCCAUUCGGCAACGCCUGGUGGAUUCCAUUUCCGCCCACAUUGGUCAUUCGUUACGAUGAUGGCCCACUAGCGGUACUGCGAGAAAUCGCUGAUCUCGAAGCCUACAUCAAACAGAACUCUUCGAGAAGAGUUCAUCGUAAACGAGAAGUUCGUAUGGCUUUGCGAGCUCUUCAUGGACAAAUCGUUGCUUGGCCCUACUUGCAUAUCACACCCAUCGGUUCAUAUUCUAUGUGGGACUGCUGUCAGAGGUAUACUGCUGAGGAUUCGAUUUCAUUCCAAUCUUGCGUGUUCCGUAUCCAUCAGCGAGGCCAUCUAGAGUGGGAAGGACUUCAAUUGGGAAGCGGCUUCCGCGUUGAACUGAAUUAUGCACGCAACGUCAAAGUCGGUGGCGAUGUGAUUGGCCUCAAUGACGAGUAUGAGCUGACACCAAAUUUGGCACAAUUCAUCUCUCUCAACCAACACCUCAUCCCUCACCGACUGGAUUAUAUCCAAGAAACCCUGGAGAAUUAUCGUCGCCACCACCGCAAAGAAGGCCGUUGGAAGCUGCAUGUGUUAAGCUACCGCUUUCUAACGCAUGUCUUCGACCACCCAAAGCCAUCCGCCAGGGUCACGGAAAGUUCCAUCCACUCAGAACAAGACUUGCGAGUGCGAGAGCUUAUGGCUGACAACGAUAUCGUGUUUGACACUGCAUAUAAACGAUGGGAAGCGGUGUCGCAUUCAACUGUUACCACUUGGUGGUAUCUUUUCUGGGAUGAUUUAUGGAGACGGAACAGUGACACAAUCCGUGGACUUUCGCUGCAUGCGCGUGACUUCAAUCCAUAUUACCCAACUUCCAUUGCGUAUCGACCAAUACCUCGACCCGCUCUGGAGGCCUUCCUUCAACAACGAGGACUAUAUUCUAAGCAGAGCGCUAUCCAUUCCGGCUUUCUUAAUAAGAUCUACCUGCGGCUAAAUGAGAUCGUAUUUGCUGGUUCCAGUCAGGCCAUUAUGUUCCAUUUAGGAGGUCAUGCGUCUGAAAUGGCCAUGAACGAGAUUGAUGAAGAGACUGUGGCGGCAUCAUCAACGCUUGGCACUGGGCCCGGAACCGACUACGAUGCAAGCACUAUUCACCCUCGGCCUGCAUAUCGGUGGGAGGGUAUGCUCCAAGACAAAUACAGGGCGUCGGGGCCAGCGCAUCGCCGCUUACUCUCUAAAAUGGGAGCAUGGCUGGGCCUCACGCCGGUGUGGCGGUCAGCGCCGUCCACUGGCCUGGCCCUGGAUGUCCGCCUGGACCAUGGACACUAUGUUGCAUUGAAUUGA
Messenger RNA from Mycena indigotica, 2892 nucleotides. RefSeq lists its product as uncharacterized. The transcript is spliced from 16 exons. The record is from RefSeq and is a predicted model, not a curated record. Lineage: Eukaryota; Fungi; Basidiomycota; Agaricomycetes; Agaricales; Mycenaceae. Bases 1 to 2892 code for a protein of 963 amino acids.